Molecule: messenger RNA, 1321 nt
Organism: Nasonia vitripennis (jewel wasp)
Lineage: Eukaryota; Metazoa; Arthropoda; Insecta; Hymenoptera; Pteromalidae
Product: protein lethal(2)essential for life
Exons: 2
Coding region: 408-1034 (208 amino acids)
Biological process (GO): response to heat; protein refolding
Molecular function (GO): protein folding chaperone
Source: RefSeq, a predicted model, not a curated record
CGCGCUGCACACGAGACAACGACGCCGUUCGCGUUGCUUCCCGAAAAUUCGCGCAUAUACUCAUCGCGUGCAGAAGCAGACGCGCGCACCUUUCUCGCACUAUACUUUCAAGUAGUACCGGCCGGCAACGCGCAUCAUCUGCGCUGCGCUGUUUAUAUACACAUACAUAGGCAUAUCCACUAGCCGGCUACGGGCUAUCCAUCGGGGAGAGCUUCCAGAGCAAACAGUCGACUACCGCGCUGCGCGAACGCAUAAAACACCGGCAUAGCUGUUGCCAAGCCACACACGUCCUUUGUCUCUGUAUCUGCGAGCAGUCAGUCCGGUCAGUCGCUUCGAAGCAACCGCCGAGAGUAGACGUCACAACUUCUUUGAUCCCGAGGAAACCGAAUUCAACUUUGAGAGUCAGGAUGUCUCUGUUCCCGCUGCUCUUCUCCAACUGGUGGGAGGAACUCGACCGGCCGCACCACGUCCGCGACCAGCACUUCGGCGUUGGCCUGCACCCGGAUCACCUGGCCGUCCUGCCGACCGACAUCUUCGAGCCGAGGCCCCCGCACCCGAUCUCCAGCCUCGUGCCCCAUCUGCCCCGGACUCAUCACGCGAGCACCCACAGCCACUACUACCGGCCCUGGGGUGAGCUUCUGCGUCGCCAGAAGGAGGGUGGCAUCUCCACGGUCAAGGCCGACAAGGACACUUUCCAGGUCGUCCUCGACGUCCAGCAGUUCUCGCCCGAGGAGAUCAAUGUCAAGGUGGUCGACAAGUACGUCGUCGUCGAGGGCAACCACGAGGAAAAGCAAGACGAGCAUGGCUGGAUCUCGCGCAAGUUCACCCGGCGUUACUUGAUCCCCGAGCAGUGCAACGUCGAGAAAGUCGAGUCGAAGCUUUCGUCCGAUGGAGUCCUGACCAUCUGCGUUCCUCGCAAGGAGCAGCCAAAGGCCGAGGGUACUGAGCGGGUCAUCAGCAUCCAGCACACCGGCAAGCCGGCCAUCCGCGAGAAGAAGUCCGAAGGCGAAGAGAAGAAGGUUGAACAGAAGUAAAAUCUUCGUCGCGCAUUUCAUAAUUCCUACGUAUCUCACUAAUGCAUUUAUAUAGUGUCAUCCAAGCUUUAAAAUCUACUAGAAGCUUUAACAUUGUUAGAAUAAGUUUCUUUACUAUUUAAUACUUAAUAUACCUUGAACGUUGUACGCUUACUUGUUCAUUUUUCAAAAAAAAGAACGAUAUAUCGAACGUGCAGCGUAUCGUACUAAAUAUUUCUAAGUUAUUGUCUGUAUAAGAGAAGUUUUCAAAAGAAAAUCAUCAAUAAAAUGAAAGUCCUUUUUUUUAA